Zalophus californianus (California sea lion) is the source of this 2098-nucleotide messenger RNA. RefSeq names its product gap junction protein beta 7 (gene GJB7). The record is from RefSeq and is a predicted model, not a curated record. Gene Ontology annotation, biological process: cell communication. Bases 281 to 1087 code for a protein of 268 amino acids. Lineage: Eukaryota; Metazoa; Chordata; Mammalia; Carnivora; Otariidae. Gene Ontology annotation, cellular component: connexin complex. The transcript is spliced from 3 exons.
GAAAUAAUAUAAUCAGCUCAUGAUUUUUUUUUUUCUUAAUCAAAUGAGCGACUGACUGGCUCUCUUCUUAAUCUCCACAUCUGUGUCAAAAGAUCAGUAACAGAAUCCAUCCAUCCUUAGAGAGAAGCAAUAAACUGAAGAAUUUGUUUGAAAAUGGGAUAGUGUGUGUGGGAUCACCAACCAAAUUCCAGAUUAAACUGGGCAUGAGAUAAAUUACAUCUGUGGACCAAUUGUAUUAUCUCCUUGUUUGAAAAAUCUUACCUUCUUUUGAACCCAAGUCAUGAGUUGGAUGUUCCUCAGGGACCUCCUAACUGGAGUAAACAAAUACUCAACCGGGAUUGGGCGGAUUUGGCUUGCUGUUGUGUUCAUCUUCCGUUUGCUGGUCUACAUGGUGGCGGCAGAGCAUGUGUGGAAAGAUGAGCAGAGAGAGUUUGCGUGCAACGUUAAACAGCCUGGUUGUGAAAAUGUGUGUUUUGAUCACUUCUUCCCCAUCUCCCAGGUCAGACUUUGGGCCUUACAACUGGUCAUGGUCUCCACGCCUUCACUUCUGGUGGUUCUACAUGUAGCCUAUCGUGAGGGUAGAGAGAAAAGGCACAGAAAGAAACUCUAUGUCAGCCCAGGUAUGAUGGAUGGGGGCCUGUGGUACACUUACCUUAUCAGCCUUAUUGUUAAAACUGGUUUUGAAAUUGGCUUCCUGGCUUUAUUUUACAAACUGUAUGAUGGCUUUAGUGUUCCCUACCUUAUGAAGUGUGAUUUGAAGCCUUGUCCCAACACUGUGGACUGCUUCAUCUCCAAACCCACUGAGAAAACGAUCUUCAUACUCUUCUUGGUUAUUACCUCAUGCCUGUGCAUUGUGUUGAAUUUCAUCGAACUGAGCUUUUUGGUUCUCAAGUGCCUUAUUAAGUGCUGUCUCCAAAAAUACUCUAAAAGACUCAAGUCCUCAGCAUGUGAGUGCCACAACCUCAGAUAUGUUGAAUGUGGUGAGAUAGGGGCUCCUCCCCUGCUCCAGAAUCGCCAUUCAGAUUUGGCCGUGAGCUCACCCCAGCGAGGUGAAACAAAGCUGCUUUUUGAUGUACAAGAGGGUUAGACAAGGAGAACCUGCAUCCUUUCUAAGCAAGACCUGGGCUACAUUGGAAAACAAAGGGCGUCAGCCUUUAUGUCACUUGGGACAUUUUUUAAAAUUUUCAAUAUGUGCUCAGUUGUAUACACUAGACAGAGAUCUCAUUGUUGUAGGAUUCAAGUAUGUAUGUGAGUUGUGUUUGAAUAGUUAAUUGCAAAUUAGUCUGAAGAAAUUCAACAAGCAGCAUUCUCUUAAAUGCUUAGAUCUGUCAACUGGAAAAUAUAAAAUGUGACAGUUCUGAAAAAUGUGAUGGCCUCCAAGCUGAGGUUAAGUGCUGGCGGUCUUUCCAUAGUGGCAGCCGAGGCUCCCCUCACUCAGCCCUGCUUAAUCUUUGCAGAGAAAGAGCAUGUUGAGGGUGGGGCAGCAGCUAACCAAGGACACAAAAAAGCACACACAGUGACACUCAGUGAGAAGGCCUGGCUUGGGGAAAUGACCACAGAGCCCAGGACUCUGCAGGUUAGGGCUCCCUGGAUAUAAGUGGAGUAGGGGAGAGGGAAGAAAGCCAUCAUCUGUGGUCUCCCAAGUUGAUACAAAUAUUACUGGGAGAUAUUCUGCUUAAGCCUGAACUAGGAGACACCUGAAAGGGUCACUCUAGAGUCACACAGGAAGGCAGGCCCCAUUGAGUACAUUGACCGGGAGCAGGGUAGGACCCAGAAAGAGAACAUACCUAACUUGAUAAUUACUUGACACUUCUACCACUGAACAUUGAAAUACUUUUUAAAUUUCUGUAUUUGUUGAACCUUUCUAUAAUCAGGAAUUCAGAAUGUAGUCUACAAUAUAUCAUAGUUUGCCCACAAUUUACUAGUACAUCUCUCUCUAGAAUAGAUAAUAAAAUGUGUACUAUGCUGUUACAUUGGUGUGGAAAAAUGCAAAAAAAAAGAUGUUUAUUAUUACUUGAUUUGGAGCCUAGCUUUUAGUUUAUUUUUAUUUUUUUUCCUUUAAAGAAAGAGAGAGAGAGAGAGAGAGAGAGAGAGAGAG